AUGGAGUUCUACCUGCCCAUUGGCAACCGGCAGCUGUGGACCCUAUUCAUCAAUACCCUCUCACCCCUCCGAUCUGCAUGGCCUAUCCCCAUGCCCCUCCAUGAGUUCACCAACAACAUUCAAUUCCAGCACCACAAUGCCGAGAUGGUCUGGCAGCAGGAACGACGGCUCAUAAAUCAGCAGACGCGUGUGCAAGCCACGAGACGUCGUCUUCCACCAGGUGAGGAGUUUGAUCUGGACCCCCAAAUACCCAACGACCUCAAAUUUGCCAACUAUCAGGUUGCUGUGGUCUUUGACCCGGAGAAUGGAACCGUCGAGGUUCGCGUUCACAGAUCGCUUGAUCGGACUGUUCCAAGGUUCCCUGUCUUUCUCCCCCAGCGCGCGGUACCGUCGACGCCCACGAGACCAUGA
Molecule: messenger RNA, 411 nt
Organism: Pestalotiopsis fici W106-1
Lineage: Eukaryota; Fungi; Ascomycota; Sordariomycetes; Amphisphaeriales; Sporocadaceae
Exons: 3
Coding region: 1-411 (136 amino acids)
Source: RefSeq, a predicted model, not a curated record